Molecule: messenger RNA, 3840 nt
Organism: Drosophila serrata
Lineage: Eukaryota; Metazoa; Arthropoda; Insecta; Diptera; Drosophilidae
Product: small G protein signaling modulator 1
Biological process (GO): activation of GTPase activity
Molecular function (GO): GTPase activator activity
Source: RefSeq, a predicted model, not a curated record
AGAAAGCAGCUGGCAAAAACAAAAAGUAAGAAGAGCGAAGAGAGGAAAUUACACUUGCCCCAAAAAUUAUACCACAAAAAGCCAAAAGGAAACAACACAGACAGAGUGAGAAAGAGAGAGAGAGAGAGAGAGAAAACGCUGGGCAGCAAGAGCAAGAACAAGGACAAGGGCCAUUGCGAGCGAGCAGGACAGGAGCGUCCAUCAUCCACCAAUACAGAUGAAUAUGUUACACAGUUUCAGUGGCGGCGGCGCCGGCAGCGCUGCCAACGCCACAGGCGACGUCAGCAGCGCGGAGAGUGAGCUAAAGGAGCGGCUAAUAGCCAGCGUAAAGAAGGAGGUGAAACAGCUGAUGGAGGAGGCAGUGACCAAGAAGUAUGUGCACGAGGAGAGCAGUUCGGUAACCUCGCUCUGCGGUGCCGUGGAAGCCUGCCUGAGUCAUGGCCUCCGGCGACGUGCCUUGGGCCUCUUCAAGACCUCAUCCACAACGGCACUGAUCCAGAAGAUAGCGAAAAUAUGCCCGGAGGCAGACUAUGUAAGCCGGCGACUGCUGGAACUGGAGCUUGCCCAGGAGAGUCAUGCGGUGAGCGGCAAGCGUUCGUCCUCCAGCAGUGACAGUAUAAUCAAACCGAAGCUGCUGAGCAAGGGCAGUGGGAGCAGCAGCUCGGUGACCACCAUCAACACGGUUUCCAAUGGCGGCGCCGGCGGCGGUGGUGUCGGGAACAUAGCACCGCUGGGCAAAUACCUUUGGAUACGACUGGCCCUCUACGAGAAGCGGCUGGCCAAGAUCAUAGAGCAUUUGGUGGGCAAUGCCAGUAGCUACUACGAUCGCGAGGCCCUGGUUGCCGAUCCGGACUAUGGUUCCAUCCUAAGUUCCCUGCUGGUUGGUCCCUGCGCCCUGGAGUUUACCCGGGCCAAGACUGCCGACCAUUACUGGUCCGAUCCCUGUGCCGAUGAGUUGGUGCAACGUCACAGGAUCAGCUCCGGCAACCGGACACCGCCCACCACCCACCGGCCCAUCAUUAACUUUAAGCGCAGCCUGCACACCAGCUCCGAGGAUACGAGCAGCGGCAGCUUUAAGGCCAGCUCGCCGGCGAGCGUGGCCAAGGAUUAUGUGGAAUCAUUGCAUCAGAAUUCGCGCACCACCCUGCUCUAUGGCAAGAAUAAUGUCCUGGUCCUGCCCAAGGAUGUGUCGGAGCCGAUGCCCGGCUACCUGAGCCUGCACCAGAGCGUUCAGUCACUUACCAUCAAGUGGACGCCCAACCAGUUGAUGAACGGCUACAACGAUGGCGAUGGCGGUGACAAGAGCUUUUACUGGGGCUAUGCCCUGAACAUCAACGUGGAUGAGAUCGUGUAUGUCCAUUGCCAUCAGAAUCGUGGUGGUGACACCGGUGGCACCAUCAUUCUUGUCGGUCAGGACGGUGUUCAGCGUCCACCGAUCCAUUUUCCAGAAGGCGGUCAUCUGCAGGCCUUCCUUAGCUGCCUGGAGACGGGUCUUUUGCCGCACGGUCAGCUUGAUCCGCCUCUGUGGUCGCAACGGGGCAUCGGGAAACUCUUUCCAUGGCCCAAGAGCGUGCGUCGUCACAUCCUGCCCUCGGUUAUGGAGGCGGGCUCCACCGCCGAUGAGAUGCCCAUCGAUUAUGUCUUCCGCGUGGUCAGCAAGUGCCAGCACGAGGAGUUUCUGGCCACCCAUCCCAUCCUGGAGCUGGGCCGGUCAAGUCCUAGGAGAAAGCACCUGGGCAGCUGCUCCACCACUGGUAGUAGUGAUUGCUCCAGCAAGAGCCUCUCGAUUGACCAGAGCAGCUGCGAGACACCCCUGAUCCAGGCCAGCCAGAGCACCAGCAUCGAGCUGGUCUGCUCUACGAUGAGACGUCAGAUCAUCUCCAGGGCCUUCUAUGGCUGGCUGGCCUACUGCCGGCAUCUCUCCACAGUGCGGACGCAUCUCUCCGGCCUGGUCAAUGGUCGCAUAAUGCCGGACUUGGCUGCCGACGAGGAGGGCUUAACCCGCGACAAGUGGCUGGCAAUGCAUGAGGAUGGCGUUGUAUCCGGCGAACUGGAGCUGUAUCGUCUGGUUUACUUUGGUGGCGUUCAGCCCGAUCUUCGCAAGGAUGUGUGGCCCUAUCUGCUGGGCCACUAUGCCUUUGGAUCCACGCCGGAGGAGCGACGAAAGCAGGAUGAGACUUGCAAGCACUACUAUGAGACCACGAUGAGCGAAUGGCUGGCGGUGGAGGCCAUUGUUCGUCAGCGGGAGAAGGAGAAGACCGCCUUGGCGGUGGCCAGGCUCAGUGCCGAGCAGGCUCGUCUGGCAGCAAACGCUAAUCCCAACUCCAAUGACCUCAAUCCCCACGAGAAGCUCACGAAUGGCACUCGCCAGUUGGAGCUGGAGCGACAACAGAGGAAUGGCGAUGGAGAGGCGGAUCACUUGGCUCUGGAUGAGGGCGAGAACGAUGUGUUUGAUGACAAUGACUUCUCCGAUAUAUCCGAUCCGGGUGAUCUAUUCGAUGAGCCAGAAAUGGCCCGGGAAGCGGAAGAGCAAGAGCCAAAAGAGGAUGUGGCUCCAGAUCUGGCAGAGGACGAUCUGGGUGAACGGGUUAUACCUCAGCUUAGUGAGCAGCUGGUUCUCGAGUUCCAGAAUAUCGACAACAUGGAACCGUUGCGUCUCCAGGAGAACUGCUUCGCCGAUUCCGAGACCGAGAACGAGUUUGGCCUGAGCCUGGACGGUAGCGGUAACAUCUUGAUGUUGAGCAUCAAGAGCUCGCCCUCCACCAGCAGCUAUGAGACGGUGGGAAAUGAGUUUGUUGACAUGGCCGAGGCCAAGCUGGAGGAGGAGGAACCGCUGGGACAGCUCAGCAAGUUUCACAGCGCCGACGAUGUGAGGUUGGAUGAGCAGGAGCAGGAGCAGGAGCAGGAGCCAGAGCAGGAGCAGGAGCCAGAGCAGGAUGAGGAGCACUCGCAACCGGGCACUUCGGUUAUCAUCACAGAAGCGGCCUCGUUAGAUGCCCUGGACGACGAUCCCACCGAGGAGUUUACCUCGCGCAAGACCAGCCUGAUGUCGCCCCUCAAUGAAGACAUCACGGUGGUGGCUUCAUUGGAUGCCCUGCAGGAACCCAAAUCCGCCUGCGUCUCCCCGGCCAGUUCCAAUGGUGGCGUCUACAGCGUUGAGUUGCUCGAGCAGUUUGGUCUGAAUCUGCAUCGGAUCGAGAAGGAUGUGCAGCGCUGUGACAGGAACUAUUGGUACUUUGCCAAUGAGAAUCUGGACAAGUUGCGGAACGUGAUCUCCACGUAUGUGUGGGAGCAUUUGGAUGUGGGCUACAUGCAGGGCAUGUGUGAUCUGGUGGCUCCACUCCUGGUCAUCUUCGACGACGAGUCACUAAGCUACAGCUGCUUCUGCAAGCUCAUGGAGCGCAUGAUCGAGAACUUUCCCAGCGGAGGGGCAAUGGAUAUGCACUUUGCCAACAUGAGAUCCCUCAUCCAAAUCCUCGACUCGGAGAUGUACGAUCUGAUGGACUCGAAUGGGGACUAUACGCAUUUCUACUUCUGCUAUCGCUGGUUUUUGCUGGACUUUAAGCGGGAGCUGGUCUACGAUGAUGUCUUUGCCACCUGGGAGGUGAUCUGGGCGGCCAAGCAUAUAGCCUCUGGUCACUUUGUCCUCUUCCUGGCACUGGCUCUCCUGGAGACCUAUCGUGACAUUAUCCUUUCGAACAGCAUGGACUUUACCGAUGUCAUCAAGUUUUUUAAUGAAAUGGCUGAACGUCACAAUGCCCAAUCGAUCCUGCAGCUCUCCCGGAGUCUGGUCCUUCAGCUGCAGACCAUCAUCGAGAAUAAGUAAAGUCCAUCCGUGUU